Pelagomonas calceolata is the source of this 1023-nucleotide messenger RNA. NCBI's taxonomy places the organism in Eukaryota, Pelagophyceae, Pelagomonadales, Pelagomonadaceae. The record is from the annotation of a GenBank genome assembly.
AUGGACUCCUACUACGCCAUGCUAAAAGUAACAAGAGACUCGAAAUUCCCGGAAGACGUCACGAAGAGCUACCGCAAGUUAGCAUUAAGAGCGCACCCCGACAAGGGUGGGAGCAAGGAGGCCUUCGACGCGCUGCACCGCGCCUACGAGGUCCUGAAGGAUGAAGAAAAACGCAAGGUUUAUGAUAGGUUCGGGUUCGAUUUCGGGGAUGAUGAAAGCGCAGAUGAGUUGCUGGGGGAGCUGUCGCCGAUGGCCAUGCGUUUGAUCGGCAUCGCGAUAUUCAGAGCGGCUUUAUGUGGCGCUGUUGUCGUUGGAUUAAGGUACCGCGUACCUCGGACAUUGUGCAUCGCGGCGUGCGGCGGCUGCGUCGUUUAUGGCCGUACUAGGUCAGAUCGGGACUUUGAGUUCUUGGGGUAUAGAGCCGUCUUCGUACCUUUGAUAGCCUGGCUGGCCUCCUACAUGUCCCUCACAUUUGUAUUUGAUGUGGUUGUCUACGCUAUCACGUUUGGCGCUUUGGAAUGGGAGAAUCUGAGUGUGAAGGGCGCGGCACUCGUAGCAGCAGUCGUAGGGAGGUGGUGGUUCGGCGCCUCGCUCUGGUUCUUCGUCAAACUGUUAUUAGCUUUCGGCGUACUACUUAUUGUGGCACAUUUAUUUUUUGUGGUCGUCGCGUCGGUCGUGAAGGAGGUCGUGGAUCUCAAAUUGGCGGCCUACGGUAUGUAUGCGGCGUCCGGGUAAAAUCGCGGCGAUGGCGUCGACCGCGUCUCCGGGUCGCGGCGACGGCGUCGAUCGCGGCCGCGAGAGCGUCGACGCGUCUCACGAGAUCGAGAGCGGCGGUCGCGACCGCGACCCUGCGCAGGCGACAAGUUCCGGAAGUGCAUGCGCGACGGCCAGGCGCCUCCUCAAAAAAAGGAGGAGGCGCCGCCGCCGGCCCCGGCGCCGGCAAAGGCCUCACCACGGCAGGCGGCGCGGAAGAACUCCAUGAACGCCGGCUUCCUCAACAACCCGAAGAAGAAGAAUCGAUGA